Molecule: messenger RNA, 4976 nt
Organism: Gadus macrocephalus (Pacific cod)
Lineage: Eukaryota; Metazoa; Chordata; Actinopteri; Gadiformes; Gadidae
Gene: tmem184a
Product: transmembrane protein 184a
Exons: 9
Coding region: 433-1680 (415 amino acids)
Biological process (GO): transport
Cellular component (GO): early endosome membrane
Molecular function (GO): transporter activity
Source: RefSeq, a predicted model, not a curated record
GUGAAACGUGACCAUGACGACGCGCGUACUCACGUCACCGGUUCACCUGUGCCCUGCCGAACCUGUUUAUCCUGCUUACCCAAGAGAAGUCGUCAGGUCCGUGUUUAUAACGAGAAAUAAGUCAUUAUGUUGAACUGGGGGCAUAGUAUACGGAACUGUUUGGAAAUGUCUGACUUUUAACGAUUGUGUUAUAUCGACUUAUGGUGCCUCGGACUUCGACCUAGUUUUACCAUCCGUAUCAACGAGGAAGUAGUCGAAGCCGUUGAACUCAGGUGUAUAACGCUAUGCCAGACCCAGGAAAAGUGAUCGAAUGGGCACAUUUCUUUAUAUACGACACUUAAGAUAGGUGGAAAACUAGUUUUUAUAUUUCAAAUCAGAACAACAAGUGUAUUUUUCGAGCUUGGGGACAUCCUCAACGACACCGGGGCCAAGAUGAACGCCUCGGCAUUGGAUCAAUACACCCAAAACGAGUCCUUUGUUCACCUGCCAGCGCCCAUCCUGCCAGUUAUGUCGGACGAAUCCAACAUGACUAUUCUUCGGGACGGGAAUGGGACCAUCCUGAAGGGUCAUCAAAUCUUCCUAAACACCAUGACCGCUCAGGCCCUCUCGGGCAUUUUCGUGUGGUCUGCGUUGCUUAUUACCUGUCACCAGAUAUACACACACCUGCGGUCUUACACGGUGCCAAACGAACAGCGCUACAUCAUCCGCAUACUGUUCAUCGUGCCCGUGUACGCCUUCGACUCCUGGCUCAGCCUGCUCUUCAUCAGCAACGACCAGUACUACGUCUACUUUGACUCCGUCCGUGACUGCUAUGAAGCAUUCGUCAUAUACAAUUUUCUGAGCCUGGCGUUCGAGUACCUCGGGGGAGAGAGUGCUAUCAUGUCAGAGAUCCGAGGAAAACCCAUACAGUCAAGUUGCCUCUAUGGAACCUGCUGUUUGUUUGGAAUGAGCUAUUCAAUUGGCUUUCUACGAUUCUGUAAACAGGCUACCCUUCAGUUCUGCGUGGUCAAGCCCAUCAUGUCGGUCAUCACCAUCAUCCUGCAGGCGGAGGGCAGGUAUCAUGAUGGUGAUUUCAGCGUCAACGGAGGAUACCUGUACAUCAGCAUCAUCUACAACUUCUCCGUCAGCCUGUCCCUCUACGCCCUCUUCCUCUUCUUCUUCGCCACGAGUGACCUGCUCCGGCCCUACGAACCGGUGCUGAAGUUCCUCACCAUCAAAUCGGUCAUCUUCCUUUCCUUCUGGCAAGGCAUGGUGCUGGCCCUCCUGGAGCGCUGCGGCGUGAUCCCCAACGCGCGGCUCAUCGACGGCCACGAGGUGGGCGCCGGCACGGUGGCGGCGGGCUGGCAGAACUUCAUCAUCUGCAUCGAGAUGUUCUUCGCCGCCAUCGCCCUCCGCUACGCCUUCGCCUGCGACGUCUACCAGGAGAAGAAGAACGAAAUACCAGCGAACAACGCCCCCAUGCAGAGCAUCUCCAGCGGCCUGAAGGAGACCAUGAACCCGGGGGACAUGGUCCAGGACGCCAUCCACAACUUCUCGCCCGCCUACCAGCAGUACGCCCAGCAGUCCACGCAGGAGGUGGUCCAGCCCAGCCAGACCGCCAAGCAGGGCCCCGGGAGCAACGGCAAAGCCCCGCGCAAAUCGGACAAGAUCAUGCUCAUCACCUCAGACGACGACUUCUAAAAUUGCACGUUGCGUUCGUCCCGUCAGCCAUGCCCAAGGCCCCCCCCCCCCCCCCCCCAACCGUGCUCCUCCCCCUGCUUCUCCCCCCUCCGCCCCCCCCGCUCCUGCUCCAUUUUGUUCAACUGCCGUAUCGAGGAAGAGCUUGCACGGCUGCUGUACCUUUUCAAUACUCUGGAGCAGCGAGGGGCGCCAUUGUGUGUCGUCUCACUACAAUGCGAUUCACGCGGAGAGCAGAGCAGGGAUGACGGGUCCAGCUCAACAAUGAUUAUUAGAAGGGAGGGGAGAAUCGCCUCAUUUAAACCACGGAGGGACCAAGUCAGGGAUAUAUACGAUGCGUCGUAUUACAACAAUGUAUCGAUAACAUGAGUGGCCAAAGGAAGACCGUUCUGCCUGACUCUUGUUGUUUCCAUGAGGUUUAUGGCCAUAUGCAGCCAGCAUAGAGGAUGGACCGGGAAAGUGGUCAUGGCAAGGUCUGAGUCCUCCUGGCCCUGAUCUCUCUCUCUCUCUCUCUCUCUCUCUCUUGCCUCUCAUCUCCUCGUUUUGAAGUGUUUGGUUCCUUCUGUGGGGCUUCAUCUGACAGGCGAGAUGAUUCUGUCAAAAGGGGGCACUUCAAACCACACAGAUUUGGUGGGGUGGAAUCCUUUUAGUAGCUGGCUACAAGCGUGGGCAAAAUGGAUGGAAGCGGCUGGUCUCCCACCAACCGAAACAUUCCAGCGGGGUCCUCAUUAGUUUUCCUCAGCCCUGUGCAGAAGAAGCCUGUAGUUUGUUCUGCUGUGCUUGAGAGGGGUUUAACCAACGUAAAGAGAAUCAAGUCUCCUGGCAUCUCGCGGCAUCAUCUUUCUACUCCAUCCACUUAUUAUUUUUUGUAUUAUAUGUAAAGGAAUAGUUCUGAUUGGUCUGUUGUGUGAUUUUUACCUUGAAGAGAUAUUUUUAACUGGAUAUACAAAUUGUUUUGGUGCAAACUACUUUGAACAUAUACAAUUGUUUUAAGCAAAAUGUUGAUGUAAAUAUUGAAGUUUGAAGCAUUUUCAAAGCAACUAAGUAUAUGUGGAAAGUGUGGAAAAAAAUUACAUGUUUGUGAAUACCUUGUUUGAUUUCAAUCUGUCUUUGUACUGAAGUAAUGCAGGCUAUACAUAACUCUUGCUUCGGUGUGAAGUAAUCAAAAUUUCACUCGUGCCAUAGCUUUUUUCCUGGGAAAGCAGAAUUAACUUUUGAAGAUGGGCACAGUGUAAUUUACAUGAUAAAGAGAUGUUCUGUUUUUUUUUUUCCCUCUGACUGAUGUAAAAUAAAUAAUUUAAUAUUGUUGCUGCCAUGAGUGUGCUCAAAGGACUCCCUCUGUGUUUUAGGUAGAAAGGGGAAUCUUUAUUUAAAAGUACAAAAGGGACGUGGCUAAACUUUGGUUUAGCUUAUCUUGAGUACAGGAAGAAAUACAGAUUUACUUUAUACAUGUUGGUACCUCAUUGGAAUAUGGACAAUUUGUGAAUAUUACAAAAUCAAUUAAAUAAAUAUAAAAUAUAUAGGAAAGGACUUGAGUUGCUGUCGUUAAUAGUGUCACUGUUGGCUAUAAUCUUUGUACAAUUUUCUUUCUCUAGACUAAACAGUAAGCCUACCCACUUAUUAUUCCAAUCAUUUAUGAAAUAGUGUAGAGUAUGUAACUCAUCCAUAAAGAUUUAACCAAUAUUACCAAUACCAUUUUGUGGACAGAAGCAACGCUUUACACACAAUUCAUUAAAAAUGGUAGCAACAUUUAGAACACUUAUCUCUAAAAAUCCAGAUCAGACAUAGGCAUUUGCAAAAACAAAAGUGCUUGAAUGAUUAAAACAUUUCAAUUUAUUCAUGUUAUAAACUUCACCACAUGAGGUCAGCAUAAUGCAAUGCAAGGGUUUUUCCAAAAACGUUAACUUGUAAUUUGGUUAAUGUUCAAUGUGAAUGCGCUAAACAUUGUCAUGUAAACAUCAUAUAUACAAAACAUAUGUAGUCUAUUGGUCAGUCCUUAUAACUGAGCUGAGUGGGUCAGGGCACACAAGUCUUAGCAGCUUUAGAGGAACUUCCAGGUAAGAUUUUGUUAGUUACAAAACUGGUACCCACAUUAGUUCGACACAAAACAAAUAUCCACCAACACUUAUUUGGAAUUAAAAUGACAACAUGGAUUUAUGAGAGACCAUUAUAAUACAUAAACCAUUAUAAAAGUUGUAUUGCUAUGACUUGAAUAUAAAAUAUUAUUUAAAUAUCCCUAGCAAACUGUUCUUGGAGGGGAAAUGUAAAGUCUCUUGUCUAUAUAAAAAUAUAAAGUCUAAUUUAGUAAUUAGUAAACACGAUUACAUUUACAAAAUAGAAAACCGUUUGUCAAUAUUUUUUACCAAUGAUGAGACAACAUAGCAUGGUGGUAAAAGGGUGGAUUCAAAGUAUUUUAGGCAUCUGGUUUUGCAUAGAUAUUUAAUCUGCAACCUCGUUUCCAUGGGAAUAUUGUAUUGCCAUCGUCUUUUUUAUACCUCGAUAUUUUCAAUAGCAUUAUGAAGUUUGAUUUGAAAAUAGACAUAACGCGCAUGCAUAAAAAACAGUUGGACGAAGUGCUUAUAAUGGCGACCUUUCAGUCAGUGUGAUCUUCAGUUCGAGUUCUAGGUAGAGUUAAUCCAUCUGUCUCCAUACCAAGUCAUUACAGUACAAAUAGUCAGACAUUUUAGUGUGAAACGCCCUAAGAGAUUUCUGUUGGGCAUAGAUAGAAACAUUUCAAUGAAAAACAUACAAAGAAUCGUCUUUUCAAGAUCAUCUGAAAGUGAAGGAAACUUACCUGCUUCUAAAAAGGUCAACAACAUUAUCUAAAUUCAACAAGUUAUUGAUGACAUAAUCACACCACUCCCAUCAACUGUAAAAGAUCAACAUCUAGACAUAAAUAUAGAAAAAUAUGGAUGAAUAUAUAUAUAAUAUAUAUAACUCAAUAUAAGCGGGAGCACACACUGGAGUUGACUAACAGCUUAAAAGUGAAAGUACACAAGAUAAGAACAGGAGCACAGCAACGUCCCUGCGUACACGUCACAGCAGGUCCUUACAGCAGCAAUCCUCCCCACAGUUUUCUCUGCAGCCAUGGGAUCGAGGGAAGCACAGCUCAUGUCCUCUGAGCAAAGAGCAAAUGCUGACAUUUACAAUCUCUACGACUCACUCCAUUCCUUAAGUGGGAAUGUUGUUCCACAUAAAUAAAUAGAACCCCCCAAAAAAAAAAAAAAUCGAAUUGAAUUUCAAACCUUUUGGACGGUAAUUGUGUGACACUGCUGAGACUAGAGAUGGGUGUCUGUGGA